Aspergillus pseudotamarii is the source of this 528-nucleotide messenger RNA. RefSeq lists its product as uncharacterized. The transcript is spliced from 3 exons. The record is from RefSeq and is a predicted model, not a curated record. NCBI's taxonomy places the organism in Eukaryota, Fungi, Ascomycota, Eurotiomycetes, Eurotiales, Aspergillaceae. The coding region runs from base 1 to 528 and encodes 175 amino acids.
AUGUCCCUCACAUAUCAAGAAGCAUGGAAUCUGUUUCAAUAUGAGGAUUCGCCCCAAUCACUCAAUACGAGUUCGAAUGCGCAAAGCCCCCGACUUGCAGGCAAUCAUACUUCUCCAGCAGAUCCCACCGUAGCCACAAAUCACGAAGCUGAGAGUUCCAAUAGUGAACUGGUCACCGAGCUCCGACGUCUGCGUGAAGAUCUUCAGCGUCUCCAAUUUACAGGAUCACAGGAAGAUGCUCCAGAUGUCGUCCCUUCAAUGAGUAAUCGAUCAGGUUCCGAAUCAGCGGCAUCGCAGACGACCAUCGCCGUUCGCACGAAUCAAGCAUCUCAAAAGUCAGAUACUCUUCGUUGCUGGGAGUCCUGCUGUAAUGGUCGUGUCUUUUCCAACAGAAGUAACUUAAUUCGCCACCAGCGAGAACGACGUGGUGAAUCGGCGAAGCUGCGAUGUUCUUUUUGUGAUGCGGUUUUCUCACGUCGAGCUGCGAGAGACACUCAUGAGGCUGCUAGACGAUGUCGUCGGUUGUGA